GUGCAGUUUUCUAACAAAUUAAAAUGGCGGAUACUAUAUCGAAAAUGUCAAUUAACAACAAUAAUGGAAUAAAUGUCGCACAAAUCGUCGAAAAGGAUUGUGAUAUCGAACGUGGCGAGGGUCGUUUCGGUGUCGGAGUAUCGCCGUCAGGAGGUCACCCGCGGCCGGCGUCGACGUCGACGCCGGGUUCGGCGCCGACAUCGGCGUCGCGCGAGUCGUCCAACGCCAACAGAUGUGAUGUGACGAGGGCAACGGCCGGAGUGGGGCGCGAUGUAAACGCAGGUACGCGCCAGGGCCAGGACGACGAGCAGAGGAGUACACGUGCCGGCGUGGGCGCCGGACCAUUGGAUCGGAGAUCGGAGAGAGACUCGGCGAGCGGAAGCCGCUGGAAGGCGGUCGGCCGUUUUCUACGUCGCUUGACUCUCAUCAUGCUGUUGCUGGCGGUUGCUGCUGGCACUUUGGCUCUAGUGACAAUCUAUAUGGGUCCGAUUUAUCUCGUGCAACUGCUUCUAGUGGUCUUCGUUGCCUAUUUUGUCGCCGGUGGCCGUUUAAGAUGGUUCUACAUCGCCCUGAGGACAUUGCCACGUGAUUGCAAAGGACUUAUAGCUUAUAUUAUAAUGCUGCGGUCAAUACGUGGUCACGAGAAAAAAGAUAGAAGCGUCGCCGAUAUAUUUAGACAAUGGGUGAAUCGUCAUCCUAAUAAAGUCUGCUUUAUAUUCGAAGAUCAGGAAUGGACUUUUCAACAGAUGGAGGAUUUUAGUAACAAAAUUGCGACGAUAUUCAAAACGCAUGGUUAUAAAAAAGGAGAUGCGGUUGCUUUACUCUUAGAAAAUCGACCGGAAUUUGUUGGGAUUUGGCUAGGUUUAAGCAAGCUUGGCGUGAUAACGCCUUUGAUUAACACCAAUCUCCGUAAGACCAGCUUACUGCACAGUCUCAAUAUCGCAAAAUGUCAGGCGCUUAUAUACGGCGCGGAAUUCUUUAACGCUGUGACAGAUAUCGCCUCGUCUUUAGAUGCUAAAUUGGCCUUAUACAGAUUCGGGAGUCAUCCGAAUGCAAUGUCGGUCGGAUUAAAAGAGAAAGAUUUGAAUGCCAUUCUGGUGGAUACGUCCGCAGCACCACCGGUGGUGCAAGAGAAAGGCGGUCAUAACGACAGAUUGUUAUAUAUAUAUACAAGUGGCACUACAGGUCUUCCAAAAGCAGCUAUAAUUACGAGUUCAAGAUAUAUCUUUAUCGCGGGUGCUGUACAUUAUGUGGGGUUCUUACGUAAUUCCGAUAGAUUAUAUACACCUUUACCAUUGUAUCAUACUGCUGGUGGAGUCAUGGCUGUAGGGCAAGCUUUAUUAUUUGGACAUACAACAGUAAUUAGAAAGAAAUUUUCAGCCAGCGCGUACUUUAGUGAUUGUCUUAAAUACAAAUGUACCGUUGCUCAAUACAUAGGCGAAAUGUGUCGGUAUGUCCUGGCAGUAUCACCUAAGAAAGAGGACAAGGAGCAUAAUGUUAGAAUGAUUUUUGGUAAUGGGCUAAGGCCGCAGAUAUGGGAAGAAUUUGUAAAACGAUUCAAUAUUCCUAAAGUGCUUGAAUUUUAUGGCGCUACCGAAGGCAAUAGUAAUAUUAUGAACGUUGAUAAUAAGACGGGUGCAGUCGGGUUUAUUUCGAGAAUUGUUCCUUCGUUAUAUCCUAUAUCUAUUAUCAAAGUAGAUGAAGAUGGCGAACCAAUACGCAAUUCUAAAGGGCUGUGUCAAGUUUGUGAACCAAAUGAACCUGGCGUAUUUAUUGGCAAGAUUUUACCAAACAAUCCGACCAGGGCAUUUUUAGGAUAUGUGGAUGAAAAAGCAUCUGAGAAAAAGGUAGUUCGCGAUAUUUUCACAAAAGGAGAUUCUGCUUUCAUAUCAGGAGACAUCCUCGUGGCUGACGAAUUGGGAUAUUUAUAUUUCAAAGAUAGAACGGGCGAUACGUUUAGAUGGAAAGGAGAAAAUGUAUCGACUUCUGAAGUUGAAGCAAUAAUCAGCAAUCUCAUUAACUAUCGAGAUUGCAUAGUAUACGGCGUUGAGGUAAUAAUAUCAAUUUUAUUAUCCGUCGAUAUUAAGGAACAAUUACCCGCUUAUGCUAGGCCACAAUUUGUCAGAAUUCUGACAAAAAUUGAUCUCACAGGAACAUUUAAGUUAAAGAAAAAGGAUCUCCAAGAAGAAGGGUACAAUGCAGAAAAAAUACAAGACAAGCUAUAUUAUUUAGACGCGAAGCUUGGUUAUCAGUUAUUAACACGAGAGAUUUAUGAUCAAAUUCAACAAGGCAAAAUCAAAUUCUAAGUAUGUCAACCGGAAGAAUGUAAACUAUGGCAAUAAUUAAUAUUUUAGAAUAUUUUUACCGUCAUACAUACAAUUAUUAUUAUACGCGAAUCUCAAAAACUCCUGGUUUUCUUCAGGCAGUAAAAUAAUUGCGAUAUUUCAAUCAUAUUUAUUAAGCAGUACAUUUAUCGAUAUAUGUAUUGAUAACUGCUAUUGGAUUGUGUCCAUUACUAUGUUUAUGUUUUUUAUGCGGAGUAUGCAGGCAUAGAGUAUAAUGACAAUUCCAAGUGCAUAUAAAAUAAAUAAUAAAUAAUAGUUCAAAUCUGGAUUCAACUAAACAAUUAAAAUGAUCUAAUUAGGCAAUUAGAUCUUUUGUAAAUAUAUAAAUAAUAUAUGCCUUUGGAGAUCAAAUUUUUAACAAAAUAUUUUCAAUCUAAAAAUAUUCUUUAUAUUUGUAUUAUAUAUGGUAACUUCAUUCAAGCUUCAUCAUGCUUUACAUGUUUUUAUAUAGAUAUUUCUAUUUUUUAUAAAUUAUAUAAUUUUUUCUAUAAUUCACAAUAGUCUUGAUAUUUCGCAAUUAUUUAAUUAUUUAGUUAUAUCCAGAUUGUAAUAUUUUUUGUGUUUUACAUUAAUAUUUGUAUUGUUUCAUAAAAAAUAUUUGGAAAUGUGUAUAAUAAAUUCUUAUUAUACAAAUA
This is a messenger RNA of Formica exsecta, 2980 nucleotides long. RefSeq names its product long-chain fatty acid transport protein 4-like (gene Fatp1). Gene Ontology annotation, biological process: triglyceride homeostasis. The record is from RefSeq and is a predicted model, not a curated record. Lineage: Eukaryota; Metazoa; Arthropoda; Insecta; Hymenoptera; Formicidae. Gene Ontology annotation, molecular function: long-chain fatty acid transmembrane transporter activity; long-chain fatty acid-CoA ligase activity. The transcript is spliced from 12 exons. Bases 24 to 2306 code for a protein of 760 amino acids. Gene Ontology annotation, cellular component: endoplasmic reticulum.